AUGAGGAUAUUUCUUAUCAAGCUACUCCUGGGAAUAGCCAGAUUACUGCUAGAUAUCGUUUCUAUACUCUUAGCAGAGGAAGAGGCACAUAGGUGCCAGUAUACAGCACGCACCGAGCCGCCGGAUGCUCCUAGUAUCGAUACAACCAUGGAAAACCUCCAAGAAAACGUUGGAGUCGUCGAGGCGGAAACUCCUGAAAAUGAAAUAUGGAUAAUGGAGUACCCUACAAACCAAUCUCUAUACUCCUCUUCCAAUACUUUGUCCGAUGACUCCUUAGAAGAGACCGAAGAAGAGGUUAUUCCAACGUUGGAAGCCUUGUGGGCUAAUUGGAAUCCAGAGCCAGAUCAAAUAGACUAUCCUGAUCGACCAACUACUCCAGGGAUCCUGGAAACCACCUUGGCCAACGAUACGGACACUAUCUGGCCGGUAUCAGAGAUUGACGAGGAAUCAAAUCAACCUGAGUCACAUCGAUCAGAUACCCCGGAUGGCAUAGAGUGCAUCUUCAACCCAACUGGGAGCAGAAUACCUUGGUUUUUUGGACCUACUCCAUUAUAUUUCCUAAAUGCUGGCGCUAUGUAUUUCCAAAUUCCCCCAUUUGUUGAAGGGUAUAUAUGGACGGAUAGAGAGAGCCUUAGGAAAUCUGAGGACUAA
Messenger RNA from Trichophyton benhamiae CBS 112371, 651 nucleotides. RefSeq lists its product as uncharacterized. The coding region runs from base 1 to 651 and encodes 216 amino acids. The transcript is spliced from 2 exons. The record is from RefSeq and is a predicted model, not a curated record. NCBI's taxonomy places the organism in Eukaryota, Fungi, Ascomycota, Eurotiomycetes, Onygenales, Arthrodermataceae.